CUAACCACACUUCUGACAUAAACAUCACACAGUGUUUACGCGAUUAAACCUCCUCUACCUGCUGUGGCCGGAAACGAAGGUGUCGGAAAGGUUAUCGAAUGUGGUUCGAAAGUUAAAGAUCUCUCAGUCAACGAUAUGGUUAUCCCUGUAAUACCUGCUUCUGGCACAUGGCAGACGCACACUUCCGGAAAGUCUACCGACUUUUUUCGCUUACCAUCUUCUCUGCCACCUGCUCAUGCCGCAGUGUGUCGAGUGAAUCCCGCCACCGCCUUACUCAUGCUAACUGACUUCGUCAAACUUCGCCCCAAUGAUGUGAUGAUUCAGAAUGGGGCCACCAGUGCGGUUGGCAUUUACGGAAUACAAAUGGCCAAACAUUUGGGCGUGAAAACAAUCAACCUGUUUCGUCCGAGGAGUUCCCCUGAAGCGACAGAAGCCACGCGUCAGGUGUUGCUGGACUACGGAGCCACUUGGGCCCUGACAGAAGCCGAGUUUGCCGAUUCCACCAAUCCGAUGACGAAAGACGCCAAAUCGGCCGGACAAGUACAACUUGGACUGAACUGCUUGGGCGGCCGACCUACCUUGACAAUCAUGAAGGUAUUGGCCGAUGGCGGAACCUUGGUUUCCUAUGGUGCAAUGACUCGAUCCCCCAUGCCUAUUCCUGUUUUUCCCCUCAUCUUUCAUGACAUUCGUCUCAGAGGAUUUUGGGUGACGGGGUGGUUGCAGCGCGCCAGCUCUGAUGAGACCACUCGUCUGUUCACGCAGAUUGCCGAGUGGUUCUCACAAGGCAUUCUUCGGCCUUCCCCUUUCUUGGAAGUUCCCUUUAGUGAUUGGAAGAAGGCCAUCUCCCUCACUGCCUUCAGUGACUCUGGUCCAAGUGGGAUAACGAAAAAGAUUAUUUUAAACAUGGAGUAAAUAAUAUCCACUAGUUCUUAAUUCCUAUUCCUCAUCUUCACCUCGACUUUUUGUAAUAUCCAUCUUUAAUACAUCCAUCUGUACAUUUAAAAUCUGAAGCAAUAAAACAGCUGAAGUAAA
Dicrocoelium dendriticum is the source of this 1032-nucleotide messenger RNA. NCBI's taxonomy places the organism in Eukaryota, Metazoa, Platyhelminthes, Trematoda, Plagiorchiida, Dicrocoeliidae. The record is from the annotation of a GenBank genome assembly.